AUGUUCGGCCGCGGCUCCCGCAAGCGGCUCUCCGGCCGGUCGCUGACGGCAUCGGGGGAGCCUGAGCGGGGCCAGCCCUGCAACACCUGCGGGGAUCAGUGUCCCGGCUUCGCCCUGCACAAGUGGAGGAAGAUUUGCCUUCACUGUAAGUGUUCCCAGGAAGAGCACAUUGUAACAGUUAUGCCUCUGGAGAUGGAGAAGACCGUCACAAAGCUCAUGUUUGACUUCCAGAGGAAUUCGACUUCUGACGACGACUCGGGCUGUGCCUUAGAAGAAUACGCAUGGGUACCCCCGGGCCUGAAGCCUGAGCAGGUGCACCAGUACUACAGCUGCCUGCCCGAGGACAAGGUGCCCUAUGUCAACAGUCCGGGAGAAAAAUCUCGCAUCAAACAGCUUUUGCACCAGCUGCCACCACACGACAAUGAGGUCCGCUAUUGCAACUCGUUGGAUGAGGAGGAGAAGAGAGAGCUCAAACUCUUCAGCAACCAAAGGAAGAGGGAAAACUUAGGGAGAGGCAAUGUCCGGCCAUUCCCUGUAACCAUGACAGGAGCCAUCUGUGAGCAGUGCGGCGGCCAGAUCAAUGGAGGGGACAUGGCUGUCUUCGCCUCACGAGCAGGGCACGGCGUCUGCUGGCACCCUCCCUGCUUCAUCUGCAGCGUCUGCAAUGAGCUGUUGGUCGACCUGAUCUACUUCUACCAAGAUGGGAAGAUCUACUGUGGCAGGCACCAUGCUGAGUGCCUCAAGCCCCGCUGCGCAGCAUGCGACGAGAUCAUUUUUGCUGAUGAAUGCACCGAGGCUGAAGGACGGCACUGGCACAUGAAGCACUUCUGCUGCUUUGAAUGCGAGACAGUGCUGGGGGGUCAGAGGUACAUCAUGAAGGAUGGCAGGCCCUACUGCUGCAGCUGCUUCGAGUCCCUCUAUGCCGAAUACUGUGACACCUGUGCCCAGCACAUAGGCAUCGACCAGGGUCAGAUGACAUACGAUGGCCAGCACUGGCACGCCACCGAGACCUGCUUCUGCUGUGCGCAGUGUAAGAAGUCCCUGCUGGGACGACCCUUCCUGCCCAAGCAGGGGCAGAUCUUCUGCUCCAGGGCCUGCAGCGUCGGUGAUGACCCCAACGGCUCCGACUCCUCUGACUCGGCUUUCCAGAGUGCGCGAGCCAAGGAGUCCCGCCGCAGCGCCAAGAUUGGCAAGAACAAGGGGAAAGGCGAGGAGGGGGCGCGCAGCCCGUGCAACCAGCUGCAGGUCACCUCCAACCGCCUCUCCACAGACGUGGACCCACUGUCCCUGCAGAUGGAUUUGCUGAGCCUGGCCAGCCAGACACCAAGCCUCAACAGGGAGCACUUGUGGAGGAGCCGGGAUGAGCUCUAUCACUACGGGAACAAAAUGGAGCAAAGUCAGUCCCAAAGCCCUUUGCAGCUUCUCAGUCAGUGCAACAUAAGGACCUCCUAUAACCCCAGCCAGGUCCCAGGCUCACAGUCGGAUUUAUGGGCAAAACAUUUCAGCAACCAAAAGAGGAGCUCCUCGCUGGCGAUGAAAAGCCACAGCGGCAGCUUCAUCCAGGAUUGCAGAGAGGACUACUACUCGGGGAGGCUUCGCUCACAGGAGAGCUACAGUGACAUGUCCAACCAGAGCUUCCCGGAGACCAGAGGAAAUCUCAAAGUCCCCAAGUAUGAAGAGGAAGAGGAAGGCGGGAUGCCAACACCGCAAUGCCGCACCCGUCACCCCAUCAAUGCCCUGAAGUUCUCAGAGGACCUGACGCCCACCGAGCAGACUCCCCGUGGCUCCAUGGAAUCUCUUGCACUCUCCAAUGCGACAGGCCUUUCAGCAGAUGGUGGAGCCAAGCGCCAAGAGCACCUCUCCAGGUUCUCGAUGCCUGACUUGAGCAAAGACUCAGGCAUGAACGUCUCAGAGAAGAUGAGCAACAUGGGGACGCUGAACUCCUCCAUGCAAUUCCGAAGCGCCGAGUCCGUCCGCAGCCUGCUUUCAGUGCAGCAGUACCAGGACAUGGAGCCAAACCUUCACGACCUCGCCAGCCCCCUCGGGUACCGAGAGCGACCAUCGCACGGGCGGAUGCACCAGAGCUUCGACUACGGCAGCGGGGUGCCCGGGGGCAAUCUGGGGGUGCAGGAGGUCUCGAGGCACGCCCCCAUGAGCGAGCGCACGCGCCGCCGAACUACCCUGCGGGAUGACGACCGACACUACCGCCCGCACCGGCCCCGGCGCUCUCGCCGGUCCCGCUCGGAUAACGCCUUGCACCUGGCCAGUGAGCAGUGCUACCGGCUGAAGGAAAGACCCUCACUGCGAGCCAGGGAAGACUACGACCAGUUCAUGCACCAGAGGAGCUGCAGGGAGACGAUGGAGCAGGGUCCCCGCAGGGACGUCUAUGGCCACUGUCCCCGGACAGUGUCGGAUCUCGCCUUGCAGAACCACUUGGGCGAGAGAUGGGGGCCCUACUUUGCUGAAUACGACUGGUGCUCGACCUGCUCCUCCUCUUCAGAGUCUGACAACGAGGGCUACUUCCUUGGGGAGCCGAUUCCCCAACCUGCCCGCCUGCGGUACGUGACCAGCGAGGAGCUGCUGCACAAGUACGGCUCAUACAGCAUGCCCAAGUCUUCCACGCUGAGCAGCAGGGGACAGUUGCACAGCCGGAAAAGACAGAAGAGCAAAAACUGUAUCAUAUCCUAA
Molecule: messenger RNA, 2688 nt
Organism: Indicator indicator
Lineage: Eukaryota; Metazoa; Chordata; Aves; Piciformes; Indicatoridae
Gene: PRICKLE2
Product: prickle planar cell polarity protein 2
Exons: 9
Coding region: 1-2688 (895 amino acids)
Molecular function (GO): zinc ion binding
Source: RefSeq, a predicted model, not a curated record